This is a messenger RNA of Paramuricea clavata, 5646 nucleotides long. The record is from the annotation of a GenBank genome assembly. Lineage: Eukaryota; Metazoa; Cnidaria; Anthozoa; Malacalcyonacea; Plexauridae.
AUUUCGGUUCUCAGAAUUCCUAAUUUACUGCAAUGACUGCAUGACGCCAACAGCGCUCAGGCAUAGUUUCACCGUCAUUACAACACUUGCGCAUGCACGAAGUGAACAGAACCAUUAUCAAGUCACAGUUGAAUUUACAGAAGAAAUUUUCUCGCAUCCACUGAGGGGAGUUAAAAUUGAAGUAUACGUACAAAAAUGUAAGUUAUGUAUUACAUUGUACAUAUACUUUUGUAUGAUAUUGGUAAAUACUAGCUGUCUAGCUUUCCCUUCCGAUUUACACUGUACAUAUAAUCGUUGUUGUAUGCAACCUGUUUACAACUUGAGUCGUACUGUGUAAAUCUACGACAAGGUAAAGCGAGUUGUUUGCUUGAUUUUACAAAGUAAACGGGUUGCAUGCGACAGAUUUAGGCAGUGUAGUGGAAAUCGUCAUUGACAUUGUUGUCAACGCGCUUCUAACUUUGCAAUAUUGGAAGAAAUGUAUACUGGCUUUUUUACCGCAUGAGGGCCUCUAGUCUUAAUCUAGUGUGUUGAAGAAUGUCGUGUUCAUAUAAUAAUCAGUUCGAAAUAACUGUUUCAACAAAAGGAUGAAAGAAAUUGUUUAGAUGUAUGACUAGAUGAAAUAAAAUAUAUACAGACUAUAUAUAUAUAUUACAAGCAAGAGGUAUAGAUAUGCAAAUGAUAUUCGGCAACAAGAGCGGGUGCUUCAGCUAUAACGAUGCCUUGCAUUGGAAUAACCUUCCCCAUGACUCAUGAGGCAAAAAUCGCUGAAUCCUCAUUGUAAAAGCUCUUUCAAAUCGAUAUUAAAACAAAGAAUGAGUUGAAACUUGCUCGUGUAUGAUCGUGCAUUAAAAAUUACCGUAUUUUCUUGUUCCCGUUUCCUGCUAUUUUAUCUUUUUUCAUAUUUCUUUAUAUUUUGUGAACAUAGUUAAUUCUAUAUCUCACGCCCCUCAUGGAAAUCAUCUUCCUAACGAGUAACGCCUAACGGUUGUCGAGGGAGGCUAGCGUGGUUAAAUAAUGUUUGUGUGAAUGUGUAUGUAUGUUAGCAUAGCAUAAUCUUUGUUGACGUUUUUGUGCUUUAGUGCAUGGCUAAGAAUUCGAACUAUUAAAACUAUCACAGCUUGAAGUGCAUUGUGUAUAUGAAAUUGCGUAUCAUUAAUUCUAUAUUUGACAUAAUUUUAAAGAUAAGCCUGAAACAUUUGAAGCUGAUCACGAAUGUACGUUUACGUUUUCUUUAUAUACGUUUCCCUCGACAACAGGAGGAAUCAAGGACGGAAGUAAUUUUAUUAUACGAAAUUUGUUUUAAUUUGAUGUAAGAGUAAAAGAGGCUAGAUAUAUAUAGCAUCAGUUUUAAUUAUUAAAAAGAUCAUAUGUUGUUAUUGAUUAUUGCAGUCCGAUAUAUUUUCUUGUCUAUCAGUUCUAAUCAAACGUCAAUUUGUCAAUUUGAGAUACAAAAUUGAAUUUUCAAAGCUAUAGACGUUUUUAUUGCAAAAAACAGUGCCCCAAAUUGUCUGAUGGCUUAAUGCAUAUGCACUUAAGUUGAUUAUUGUAUAAAAUCUGCGUAUUACAUUUCUUUUCAUAUGUUUUUAUUAAAAAUAAUUAGCAUAACUUUUUAUGAAAUGAACCUGUAACUUUUGUCAUGCAAAGUAACUGAAAAUGCAAAUAACAUUCUUGCUUUUUGGCCACAAAGUCUCAUAUAGUCAUGAACUGCCUUGCCAUGACAAAAAUGAUUAAAAAAACAAAUAUAGAGAUUCUCUCUUCGGCUUAGUUUCGCUCAAAAGACAAAACAAAUACUAUUAAAUUGAAUCUUCAUAUCACAUAUGAGUAGCGAGUAAAACUAAAAUAAGUUGCCGACAAAUUCAUCUAUAAAUAUAAAUAGUUGUGGAAACUUUAUACGACUCGAAAACGCCGUUAUUAUAAACCGUUUAUUAUGUGUAAUUCAAAACAUAAUAAACGGUUAUUGGAUUCAUAUAGGAAAUCAGUUAAGACUUAAAAUUAUAAGUCUGUAAAUGUUAAAUGACUGGUAGUAUAGAAACGAGUGUUCCAACUAUGUUUUUAACAAGAGGCAAUGCCAAUGUUUUUCAAUGUCGUUAGCAACCCUUUUAAUGUAUCUGGCGGUUGAGAAACACAAAAUAAUAGUUAAAUAUUGUCAAUUUAAAUACAAUUAUCAGACAUUGAAUAUUGAUGCUGUAGAAUUGACGCCAUAUUUAUUAUACUGAGUAUGAACAGUGGUGUCGUAUGUACUACCAAUACUAGAGGUGUCGUACUUUUCCACCCCUUUCAGUGCGUUUUCUGAAAGUUUUUUGGAUAUACAGUUCAUUUACUAGAAUAUCAAACCUCCAUUCUAACGAUUUAAUUUUUCUUCCAAUGUUUUGCUUAUAUCUUAGAUAAAAGGAACGUUGAAUAAAGGGGGGAAGGGAAGCUGACUGGUGGUUGUUCAACGUGUCUUCCAAUGUCUCUCUGCAUGUUUAGGAAUGCUCGGAAUUGUUGGAACAACCUUGCAACAAGUCUGAUAAUAUCAACAAGGUUGUUACAACUGUAGGGGUCAGCCGGGGUGGGGGGGGGAGGGGGUCGUGGUAUCCUGAAUACCGGCUGAUAAAUAUGGAUAAAAAUACCUAUUAUUACGGUCAAAAUGUUAAAAAAUACCUAAAGCAGCCAGAAGCUGUAUACCUAAUACCCCAAAUUAGUCAUAACAUUUAAGUAAAUAUACAGUAUAUACUCGAAUUAAAUACCCAUUAGAUCCUGUAUACCCAAAACCCCAUGGCCGACCCUAAACUGUUAAGACGUUGUUCCAUAUUUGUUGACUAAACGUGGGACAAGCAGUGCGAGCACAUCUUAAUAUUGACGGCUAGUUGGAUUUUUGCGUGUGUAUAACAAAUUCCAAACUUCCGCUAUAGAACCAGCAGUUUCAAGAUGUACAAUCAGGGAUCGGACAAAGAGACGAUUAACAUGAGUUCUACUACCCCUUAUCCCCAACCUGACAAUCAGGACGCUCCAAUGACCCCACCUGGAUACCCCGCACUCCAACGACACACAAGUGAGGGUGGGUUGUACCCCCCUCCACAGCCAAGUGAAGGUGUCUUUCCCUUUCCACAGCCAAGUGGGGGUGCCUACCCCCCUUCACAGCCAAGUAAGGGUGCCUACCCCCCUCCACAGCCAAGUGGGGGUGGCUACCCCCCUCCAGGUGCCUACACCUCAUUUCCCGUCCAGCAACAACCAACAAACACCGUGCACAACACGAAUACAACAGUUGUAAUACAACAGCAACCUGCAGCGAUGGUUGUCCAGGGACCACGAGGAUGGAGUACUGGAAUGUGUGCUUGUUUUGAUGAAUGUGGAGUUUGUAAGUCAGGGGGGAGAGGGACGGGUCAAAGGGGGAAAUGUCCGGGAACUCUGAACUACGAAAGGACCAAACAAAAUUGGAUCAUAUAGUAAAAGUACCACGUCUUCUUAAGGGGCUGUUCACAUGAUCCCUGUUUGCUGGGAUUGGAUGGAAGGUGGGAUGAUUUUGAUGUAUCGAAAUAAAUACUAGGCUUUUAAACGAAUAAAUCAUCCCGCCUCACAUCUCGUUUCGGCAAAGCAGGAUUAUAUAAACAACCCCUAAAAGAACCGUGUUGAAAGUUCUUUUUGAAAAUCAUUGCAAGCAAUUACAAUCAUCUUGAAAACGUUUCCUCAAUAGAAAUGACAACAAACAAAAAACGUUUGUCGUGUCUUCUGUCCGAGUAAGAUGUCCACGAUUUAAAAGAAUUUACCAUUAUUUCAUACACUGACAUCACUUUAAUAUAUAUAUACAUGAAUUUGUGGUCAGAGCUCGACAAUUGAACUCUGUAGCUCAGUUGGUUAGAGCACUGCACCGGAAUCGCAGGGCUGCAGGUUCGAUUCCUGCCAGGAACCUAUAGUUGCAUUUUUCGCAACCAUUUUCGUUUCAAAUAUUCAUUAACAUUAUGUUCCAUCUAGCAAGAUAUCUAAGAUCUCGAAUAUUAGCAAUAUGUUGAACGCCAUUUGUUUUGAUUUCUCUCCCCAGGCCUCGUCGGCUUAUGUUCAUGUCUAUUUUGUCUGCCGUUCAUUGAAUGUCAGGUCAGCGGAGCUGCUAGGGAGUGUUGCUGUGUUGGAAUCUGCUGUCCUAUUGCUCUGCGAACAAAGAUACGAACAAGACAUAAUAUCCAGGUACUGAAAUGAUAUCCAGGAUGGCAUGCAUGAAGAACCAGGACCUCUUUUAACAUGCAAACUAGGGAGAUGUCUGUCCCUAGCCCCCGCGUUGCCCCUCCAGUAAACUAUGUUGCCUCCCCACCACCCACCCCCCCCCGUUUAAUAUUCUCAUGACCAUUGGGUGAUAAAUAUUUUUACCAAAUUCCCUUUUUUUGCUUUCUAGGGAGACAUUGUGGAGGACUGUUGUGCUAUAGCAUGCUGCUAUUACUGUGCCAUGUGCCAGAUGCAACGAGAAUUAAACACGCAUGGCAUAUAAAACAACCACAACUGUGAAAUAUUAACUCAUAUAACCAUUCAACAUAUUUUCUUACUUUGGUAUCCACAGACAGACAUGUGGCCGUAGAAAGUUUUUUAUUAUUAUUCAAGCGCCAUUUACAUGAGCAAAUUUUGUGUGACAUUUUUUUAUGACAAGUACAUUUACUAGCGUGGAUGAUCACCAGGGACGCUGGAACUGGGGGGGGGGGCAGGAGGGGCAGCCGCCCCCGUUGCCCUUUACCAGGAGUGGCAAGAGGGGCAAAGGUGCCCUUUCAAUUUAAAGGAUUGCCUUAGCGAAAUAGCGAAUUGUCAGAAAUGUUAGUGCAAUUCUUUAACGAAUUUGCUUCAGAAAACGCAAGAAAUGCAGUCAUCGAGCUUCAAGAAUAGCACAAUCGCCUGGCAGAGAACCCCCUCACACCCCUAUCAUCCAAUAAAUAGAAAACAUGAUUAGGCGAAGUUCAACUUCCAAUGUUUUGCAAACAUCUCUUAGUAUAUAUCAAUUCAAAAGUGCCCUUUCACAAAAAUCUGCCCCCCUUGCCUUCACAUCGUCCCGGCGUCCCUGAUGAUCACAAACACGUUUUUGGUCUUUAUGCUGAAAAUUGCUUUUAAUUUAACAGCGAUAACACAUGCACACAAAACAAGGCGAUAAUGCCACGAUUCUGUGACAAGUUAUACAUAGGAACAAACACUCGUAAUUGGCAAUUUUUCUUCCCCACAUAAAACGUGGCAGGCCAGUUUUAUUUGCAUUAUAAAAUCAGGCCAGUUUCAUUUGUUAUAUAAAAUCAGGGCAAACUUUCUAAUGUAUACACGAGCAAAUAAAACGAAUUGUCACAGAAAAAUUGUCACAGAAAAUUUGCUGGUGUGGACGAGGCGUUAGGGAACCCGGCUAGUGGGGAGCAAUCGUGUCACGACAAUUUUUUCCUGACCAUAAAAGAUCGUUCAAAGAAACUUUAUGCCGUUACUGGAAUCAAACUAAAACUCUUUCUCUGCCACUCUUGUCCAUGUUUAUUAUCUAGAUGUCUAUGUGUUGUUCUGUUACGUGUUUAGUCGAUCUGCAUGCAUAUGGCAAGGUUUAAUGACUUUAAUAAAUAAAUAAAUAAAUAAAUAAAUAAGCAAACUAAGCUAUUUCAACUCUGAAAACGUAAUUUUGGAUUAGCUGUCAGUUAUCAAAGCCGUGAUAUGAUC